Ectocarpus siliculosus is the source of this 609-nucleotide messenger RNA. NCBI's taxonomy places the organism in Eukaryota, Phaeophyceae, Ectocarpales, Ectocarpaceae. The record is from the annotation of a GenBank genome assembly.
AUGGCCGUCGUCAUCGACGAGUGCCCGCCCCUGGCAAAGCUUUUCGAGGGGGGCUUCCUGGAGAAGCGCUUCCAAGAAGUGUUUCAGGUUCCCAGUGCGGUGCUGGCAAGAUCGGGGGCGGGAGCGGAGGCCUCCGAAGUCCGGGACGCGAUGUCUAUUGCAUUGACGAGGAAGGGAACGAAAGGAGCCGCCGCCACCGCCGGACCCAAUCGUGGUGGUGAUCUCGCUGGAGACGCGCCGGAGGGCGCCCGGGGGGGACGGGGUUCCGCUUCUCCUCGCGGGGGGGGCUCGGCCUCUCCGAAACGGGGAGGGCGGAAGGGCGCCCGGGGAUCGGGAUCAGGCGUAGAGGCCGAAGCCUGGCCGGGACUCGAAGAAGCUCUCAAGGAAUCAGAAAAGAAGGUCACCCCUGUGGCGGAGGCGGGACCGGCGACGGCACCGGUGGUAGGCAGUAGCGGCCAGGGCAUCGGGAUGAGGGCCCGCCCGGCGGGUGGGGAAGCCAAGGACGAGUCCGCUAAGCGGAUCCGAAACCGAUGCAACCGAGUCCAUGUGAAGGUCAUCCCAGGGCCGGCAAAGCUGGUUCACCUUCAGGGCUGCUUCGGACAAGGAUAG